GGUAAAAGAUAAGGUAGGAACACAUUCAAGAGCAACGCAGCACAGACGUGGGGAAAUACUCAACCGGAAGCAGGACCUAAAUGAAAAUAAGCCGCUAUAAUGCGUUUGCUUCUGCGCUCUUCGCUACGGUACACAUCGGCAUUUCUUGGUUCGCAUACUGCCUUUAAAAGCGAGCUUGUCACACAAGCAAUUACCUCCUAUCUGAUCAAAACAAUGCAUUAUCAAACCGAAGAGCGAGGACGACCGAACUCCUCUGACUACAGGAUAUAUUUUAAAACCUCUGAUGGGAAAUACAUCUCUCCCUUUCAUGAUAUUCCACUUCUCGCUGAUGGAGAUCAGGAAAAUGAUGUGCCAUCUAAAAAACUGAAGAAGAAUGAGAAUGAGGUUCUGUAUAACAUGGUUGUGGAGGUACCUCGAUGGUCCAAUGCCAAAAUGGAGAUUGCAACCAAGGAACCACUGAACCCGAUCAAGCAGGAUGUGAAGAAGGGCAAACUCCGAUAUGUGGCCAACGUGUUUCCUUAUAAAGGUUACAUCUGGAACUACGGGGCGCUCCCACAGACAUGGGAAGACCCGAACCACAUGGACAAGGACUCCAAGUGCUGCGGAGACAACGACCCCAUAGACGUCUGCGAAAUCGGCACGAUGGUGUGUUCCCCAGGUCAGGUGAUCCAGGUGAAAGUGCUAGGGGUCCUGGCCAUGAUCGACGAGGGAGAGACGGACUGGAAGCUGAUAGCCAUCAACGCUGAUGACCCAGAGGCCCCCAGCCUCAACAGUAUCGAAGAUGUCCGCAAGAGCAGACCCGGUCAUUUGGAGGCCACGGUCGACUGGUUUAGAAAAUACAAGGUUCCAGACGGCAAGCCCGAAAACCAGUUUGCGUUCAAUGGACAGUUCCAAGACAAGGACUUUGCUGUGGAGGUCGUUAAGUCCACUCACGAGCACUGGAGGGCACUGGUGCAGAAGCAGACUAAUGGUGGCCAGAUAGAUUGUAAAAACGUCUCUGUCUCCGAGAGCCCUUUCAAAUGCAGUGGCGAGGACGCCUGCAAUGUGGUCAGAUCGGCUCCUGCUGGUGGUGAGGCACUUCCUGUAUCUCCAGAAGUGGACAAGUGGCAUUUCCUUUCCAAGUGAUUCUGGACUGAAGUCCUGCGAUGUGAAAAGCUAAAGAUACUUUUGUCCAAUAUUCAAAUGAAGCACUUCAAGUACUGUAUUUAUUUUUUUGUUUAGUUACUGCAAAUAUUUUUGUAUUCAGCUGAUUUUAUUUCAAAUGGGGGAUUUAAGUGUCAAUUCUGUAUGAAUAGUUGUUUUGGUUAUACGCUACAUACAGUUACUGUUUGAAAUUACUGAUACAACAAAUAAUUUGGUUAUUCCCAUCUAAAUUUGUAAAUGAUGAUUAUAUCAUGUUUUAUUGCAUUAUGUUUGAGACUGACGUUCUUGUACAGACAGCCCUGUUGUAUUUUAUUUAAAAGUGCCAAAAUGCAUUUCAGUAAUGGGUUGUAUGCUAUUGAAAUAAGAACACAUUCUUUGAUAUUCAUCAUUUCUCAAUUCGAAAACUAAAUUUGCACAAAAAAUAACGUUUUCUUAAUGGUUGGAUCCACCUUCUUUUGAUAAAUAAAAGCAUCCAGGUGUAA
Coregonus clupeaformis (lake whitefish) is the source of this 1625-nucleotide messenger RNA. It is a transcript of the gene ppa2, whose product is annotated as inorganic pyrophosphatase 2. Gene Ontology annotation, cellular component: cytoplasm. Lineage: Eukaryota; Metazoa; Chordata; Actinopteri; Salmoniformes; Salmonidae. The record is from RefSeq and is a predicted model, not a curated record. Gene Ontology annotation, biological process: phosphate-containing compound metabolic process. The transcript is spliced from 12 exons. Gene Ontology annotation, molecular function: inorganic diphosphate phosphatase activity; magnesium ion binding. The coding region runs from base 100 to 1125 and encodes 341 amino acids.